Messenger RNA from Neomonachus schauinslandi (Hawaiian monk seal), 525 nucleotides. RefSeq names its product 60S ribosomal protein L23a-like. Gene Ontology annotation, cellular component: cytosolic large ribosomal subunit; ribosome. The transcript is spliced from 2 exons. The record is from RefSeq and is a predicted model, not a curated record. Bases 1 to 495 code for a protein of 164 amino acids. Gene Ontology annotation, molecular function: structural constituent of ribosome; rRNA binding. NCBI's taxonomy places the organism in Eukaryota, Metazoa, Chordata, Mammalia, Carnivora, Phocidae. Gene Ontology annotation, biological process: ribosomal large subunit assembly; translation.
AUGACCCCGUUUGGAGUUUCCAAACCCAAUGGUGCGGAAGCUAAAAAGGAAGCCCCUGCCCCUCCCAAAACCGAAACCAAAGCAAAGGCUUUGAAGGCCAAGAAAGUGGUGCUGAAAGGCGUUCAAAGUCACAAAAAAAAGAUCUGUGUGUCAACUACAUUCCGACAACCCAAGACACUGCGUCUGCAAUGGCAGCCCAAAUAUCCUCGAAAGAGCGCCCCCAGGAGAAACAAGGUUGAUCACCAUGCCAGCAUCAAGCUCCCCCUGACUACUGAGUCAGCCAUGAAGAAAAUAGAAGACAACAACACACUUGUGUUCAUUGUGGAUGUCAUGGCCAAUAAGCACCAGAUCAAACAGGCUGUGAAGAAGCUCUACAACACUGACGUGGCAAAGGUCUACACCUUAAUCAGGCCUGAUGGAGAGAAGAAGGCAUAUGUUCGACUGGCUCCUGACUAUGAUGCUUUGGACGUUGCCAACAAAAUUGGAAUCAUCUAAACUGAGUCCAGCUGGCUAAAUCUAAAUAUA